Messenger RNA from Diuraphis noxia (Russian wheat aphid), 837 nucleotides. Its product is annotated as radial spoke head protein 6 homolog A-like. Lineage: Eukaryota; Metazoa; Arthropoda; Insecta; Hemiptera; Aphididae. Gene Ontology annotation, biological process: axoneme assembly; cilium movement involved in cell motility; cilium assembly. Gene Ontology annotation, cellular component: radial spoke; axoneme. The record is from RefSeq and is a predicted model, not a curated record.
AUGCUAUAUCAGACAACAAAUUCAGAUCCUGAUUUGAAUUUUUUGAAUAAUAUUGACAUUGAUAUCUAUAGCAAAACAAUAGAAAUAUAUAAAGAUACCAUAUAUAAUAUCAAAGAAUAUAAGACAAGUAGUAUAUCCUAUGGGUAUGAAGUCGAAGGUGAAUAUGAUGACAUGCAAUAUAAUAAAGAUAUAGAUGAGAUUAAUGUACAAGACUUAUCAAAAAUCAAUAACAUGUUCAAUAAAGCAGGAUGUGGUAUAACAAAUGAUGAAGCUCACCUUAUUGGGAUAACUAUAGACCAAAUGUCACAACUAGGAAAAUUUAAAAAUAUUAGGUAUUGGGGUAAAAUAAUAGGCUUAAAACGUAACUAUUACAUCCUAGAGUGUGAUUGGAAAAAUAAAGAAUUGGAAUAUAAACUAAGGCUUUUAAAUGAAAUAUUUAACGCUAACAAAAAAGAAGUAUCACAUGAUUAUGAAAAUGAAAAUGAAAAUCAAGAAGAUGUAGACUUAGAAAAAUAUAUACUAUCUGAAGAAGAAAAUCUAUUUUUUUCCAAAACAACAUUGUCCGUUCCAAUCAGUAAAGAUAUCAACGAUGAGUCAGAGUCUUUCGAUUCUCUGAAAUCGGUAGAAUGUUUCUUUCCAUCCACAGAAUUCGAUAAUGAUGAUUUAUCCCAUGAAAUAUUUGGUUUCGGAGCUAACAAAAAGUCGUACUUUGUAACGAACCAAUUGAACGAUUCAUGGAUUGAGUUGCCACUUAUCAAGCCUCAUCAUAUCAUUCAAUCACGAAAUAUCAAACGAUAUUUUACAGGAGAUUUGGAGACACCUGUAAAAAUACAAUAA